Peronospora farinosa is the source of this 978-nucleotide messenger RNA. The record is from the annotation of a GenBank genome assembly. Lineage: Eukaryota; Oomycota; Peronosporomycetes; Peronosporales; Peronosporaceae.
AUGGGAUCACAGCUUUGGGUGUUCGGUGUGAUGUUGUCGCUUACCGCAACAUUAUUCGGUACAUUGGGCAAGGUGCUACUCAAGCUGUCGCACACAUCGUCACAAGCGCUGUCGAUCAAGGCGGCGGCCACUGUGUGCGUGUUUCUGCUCAAUCCUGUCUUCGACGCAAUAAGUUACGUGUACGCAGCGCAGUCCAUCUUGGCGCCCAUGGCCGGCUUUAGUGUGCUGUGGAACAUCCUGCUGUCACCUUAUCUGCUCAAUGAAAAGCUGUCUACACAGGAUUUGAGAGGAUCGGCGAUCAUUUUGCUAGGCUGCCUGCUUGUCGGCAUUUCCGGAAGUCACGACACGCCGACGCAUCACAGUACCGAGCUAUAUGCACUCUUUCAGAGCCGCAUUUUUGUCGAGUUCGCUGCUCUCGUAGUGUGCACUGCUGUGGUGCUGGUGUGGGUAAUUUUCAGCUACGAGAAAAAGAGCGGCUGGAGGAGGUUUGCAUUUGGUGCUCUAUCUGGCCUCAUUGGUGGCAAUCUCUUUUUCCUCAAGGCUUCGGUUGAGCUGAUUGCUGAAGGUGGAGCUAUUUGGUCCAACCCACACACUUACGUCAUUUUUUUGGCAGCCUUGUUGUCAGCAGGAGGUGGUAUCUACGUCCUGGACCAAGGCCUUCGCGAGUACGAUGCGCUUUACCUCGUCGCUAUCUACCAGGCUUUUCUGAUCGUGAUUGGUUCCGUUUCGGGCGUGAUCUUCUUCCAUGAGAUUUCCGGAAUGAAUUCAUGUUGGCAGCUCAUAAUGUAUCCCUCCAGCAUCGCCACGACGGUGGGUGGCAUUAUCGUCUUGUCAGAAAAGCACGCGGAGCACUGUGACCUGGUAUAUCUCAACGGCGCUAUCCAUGGAAACAAUCAAGGUGAGAUGUUGCCGCUCAUCGUUUCACAGAACGAUGACGUUAAGAAAGGAUCGCAACACGGCUCCAUCGAGUUUGUUUAA